GACUGCCCCGCCAAUUGACCGACGGAAGCUUCCAGUUUCAAUGCGUUGAUCUUAGACUUGUAACCAACCAUAAUCCUGUACCUACCGGAACACCUGUUCACAAGAAGCUUGCUACCAGGGAACGUACUACAUCGUACCUAAUACCCAGUUUGCGAGACCCUUCGAACACACACAUCACGCCGUCAUGGCUUUCCAAUCCAAGAAGCGCCUCGCGCUCGCCAUCCUCGACUUCCUCCAGACCUCGCAGACAGACGGCUCCGUAGCGCCCGACGACGCGGAACAGCUCGAAGUCGCCGCCAACUGUAUCGCCGAAGCUUUCAAGGUCGACGCUGCGGAUGAGGCCGCAAAGAAGGACGCCAUUGGCGACCAGAACCUGCUCGCAAUUUACAACGUCUACGAAAAGCUCAAGGGCAAGACAACCGCCACAACUGAGGGAUCUUCGUCGGCAAAGGAGGCUCGACCAGCAACGCCACAGACACCUGCCGCCGGGUCAGGACCAGGCGGGCCAAACAAGGAUGAAGCCGAGAGACUAAAGGGACUGGGCAACGAGGCGAUGAAGAAGAAGGACUACGAUGCUGCUGUCAAGCACUACACCGCUGCCCUCGAAGUCGUUCCGCUCAACCCCAUCUACCUCUCCAACCGCGCCGCCGCAUACUCAGGCCAGGGCAAGCACGAGCUCGCAAAGGAGGACGCCGAGAUGGCAGUCGCUGCCGACCCCAAUUACUCCAAGGCCUGGUCGCGUCUCGGUCUCGCUAAGUUCGUUCUUGGUGACUCAAAGGGCGCCAUGGAGGCAUACAAGUCGGGCAUGGACGCAGAAGGCGGCGGCUCAGAUGUCAUGCGCAGGGGCUACGAGACAGCCAAGAAGAAGGUCGAAGAGGAGGGUGGUGACGUCGGUGCUCCUGACGCUGCUCGAGGAGCUGGCGGUAUGGGCGGCGGCGGCGGCGGUGGCAUGCCUGAUCUCUCUGCCCUCGCUGGAAUGCUCGGUGGUGGCGGCGGCGGAGGCGGCGGUAUGCCCGAUCUUGCUGGCCUGAUGCAGAACCCGAUGAUGAGGCAGAUGGCUCAGAACCUCAUGAGCAACCCCGAUAUGAUGAGCAACCUCAUGAACAACCCUAGGAUAGCAGAGAUGGCUCAACAGUUCGGUGGUGGUGGAGGUCGAGGUGGCGGUGGCGGUGGCGGUGGAAGCGGAGGAGGAAUGCCUAACAUGCAGGAUCUCAUGAACGACCCCAACUUGGCUGAGAUGUAAGUUCAAGAUUUGCUCAAACACGGGAUCAUGACUAACGGGAUAUCAGGGCCAGGAACUUCAUGGGAGGUGGUGGUGCUGGCGCCGGUCGAGGUGCACCGCAAUAAGAUGCUACAAACUGAUUGCACACAGUGAACCACUGGCAUAAGCGUUGGUCAUGUUAGAGAGCAGUCUUCACGAUUAGAAAUAUGAUACC
Messenger RNA from Alternaria rosae, 1436 nucleotides. RefSeq names its product small glutamine-rich tetratricopeptide repeat-containing protein A. The coding region runs from base 185 to 1243 and encodes 352 amino acids. The transcript has 2 exons. Gene Ontology annotation, molecular function: molecular adaptor activity; protein binding. Gene Ontology annotation, cellular component: TRC complex; membrane. NCBI's taxonomy places the organism in Eukaryota, Fungi, Ascomycota, Dothideomycetes, Pleosporales, Pleosporaceae. The record is from RefSeq and is a predicted model, not a curated record. Gene Ontology annotation, biological process: post-translational protein targeting to endoplasmic reticulum membrane.